Molecule: messenger RNA, 483 nt
Organism: Nicotiana tabacum (common tobacco)
Lineage: Eukaryota; Viridiplantae; Streptophyta; Magnoliopsida; Solanales; Solanaceae
Source: RefSeq, a predicted model, not a curated record
AUGGCUUUUCUUGGACAUAUAGUAUUAGGUGAGGGUAUGAAGGUUGACUGUCAAAAGGUUGAAGUAGCUAAGAAUUUUCCAAGGCCCACAACGCUUACUGAGGUACGCAGCUUCUUGGGCUUAGUUGUUUACUAUCAAAGGUUUGUGAAAACAUUCUCAUCUAUAGCUGCUCCACUAGCAAAGUUGACACAUAAGGCAGCGGAAUUCUGGUGGGCUGAUGGAUGUGAGAAGAAUUUCCAAGAGUUAAAGGGUAGGUUAACCUCAGCGUCAGUUCUAACUCUUCCUGAAGGACCCAAGGGUUACGUUAUAUAUUGUGAUGCCUCUAGGUUAGGCUUGGGAGGUAUUUUAAUGCAACACAAGAGAGCCGUUGCUUAUUCUUCGAGACAACUAAGGAAACACAAACAGAAUUAUCGACCUGGAGCUAGCAACUGUUAUAUUUGCCUUCAAAAUAUGGCGCCCCUAUUAGUAUGGAGUGCAUGUUAA